AUGCAGGGUCAAUACCGCCAGUACCCCCAAACGCCUCAAAGGCAGGGGCAAACCGCGAGCCAGCGGAGAGGAGGAAUUGGCCCUAUGAUGUCGGCCGGACCCCACCCCUCCGUACCUUUAACUCAGGCUCAGAUUGCCCAGCAGCAGCAAGCGCAGGCACAAGCUAAUGAGCUGGCGAAAAGGAGGAGUAGAAAACCAACAGACAAGGCAAUGCCUGAGGGAAUUGAAGACACAACUAUAGAUCCGGAGCUCGUCGCAUUAUAUAGUAGUCUUCGUGCGUAUGAGCGUCGUCUUGAUGCUACAUUGGCUCGAAAGAGACUAGACAUUAUCGACAAUGCUAGCCGGUAUCUGAAGCAUCGCCGGACUCUGCGCCUUUGGAUCAGCAAUACCAUCCAAGACCAACCAUGGCAAAGCAGCGACCUGAACGUGGAUACCUUCGAUUUUAGCAAUAACUUAGAGUCUACAUACACCGUUCGCAUGGAGGGCCGCCUUCUUAAUGACGAGUUUCAGCAAUCUCUGAAAUAUGGUGAAGGGGACGAUCAAUGGAAGAAAGCGGAGCGCAGCACAACAUCCUCGAAUCUACCGCACACUACGGAUUUUGACGAGUUCACCUUCAAACGAAACGGCGAUGACAACAUGAAUAUCACAAUCAAUCUCGCGCGACAUGAUGAGCCAGAGCGAUUCCUUCUAAGCCCGGAGCUUGCUGCAGUUGUGGACAUGGAUGAGGCAACGCGCCAAGAAGCCAUGAUGGGCAUAUGGGAGUACAUCAGAUAUGCGGGACUUCAAGAGGAUGAAGAAAAACGCAAUUUUCGAUGCGACGACUUUUUGAAGAGGGUUAUCAACCGGGGCGAUAUUGGCCACAUCCCCUUUUGGGCGAAUACAUAG
Molecule: messenger RNA, 885 nt
Organism: Parascedosporium putredinis
Lineage: Eukaryota; Fungi; Ascomycota; Sordariomycetes; Microascales; Microascaceae
Source: the annotation of a GenBank genome assembly